Messenger RNA from Octopus bimaculoides (California two-spot octopus), 1256 nucleotides. RefSeq lists its product as uncharacterized. Gene Ontology annotation, biological process: proteolysis. The record is from RefSeq and is a predicted model, not a curated record. Gene Ontology annotation, molecular function: serine-type endopeptidase activity. Lineage: Eukaryota; Metazoa; Mollusca; Cephalopoda; Octopoda; Octopodidae.
UAUAUAUAUAUAUAUAUAUAUAUAUAUAUAUAUAUAUAUUUUAUAUAUAUUUAAUAUCAUAAGUAUUCAUGGCGCCUUACACAACAUUAAGGUUUUUAAAAAGAGCGGUUGCUUUACUCUUAUUCUACGUCACAUACGUGAAAUGCUUCUCACCUGAAGUGAAAUGUGGGGGGAGGAUCCGAGAGACAGCGGGUUCAAUCAUAAGUCCGAACUAUCCUAAUGAUUACCCAGCAAACGCGGAAUGCGUUUGGGUGAUACAUGUUCCCAAACCGUUCUUCGUUAUUAUCCAUUCAACGUUUUUUCGCCUGGAAAGCGACUGCAAUUUUGAUCAGUUGGUUAUAGAAGACUAUGGCCACACAUACAAUUCAAAGAGCAGCGAUAAACAAACAUUUUGUGGCAAGAUGUUUGUUUAUUUUAAAUCUGUUACCAAUAAAGUGAGGAUUACCUUUAAGUCGGACUUUGGUACUAGCUACAAAGGAUUCAAUUUAAAGUUUUAUUCUAUGGAUAAUAGUUUCGGCUCUGGUCCAGUGGAUUGGUGCAACCAAACUCGAAUUGAUGGUCCUGGCUUUUUGACCAGUCCUGGCUACCCAAGACAACACCAAUUUUCGGGUGACUGCUUUUACCAUAUAAAGGCUCCAAUUGGAAAGAGAAUCAAACUGGAAUUCUUGGAUUUCGAUCUUGAAGAAAACACUCGAUGUGCCUACAAUUACCUGCAGAUUAUCGAUGGACCAGAUAUAUAUUGUCCUAGUAUUGGAAGGUACUGCGGUAACCAAGUCCUGUCCUUCAUUUACUCCAGCGGAUCUGAUCUGUACCUUAGGUUUUCGUCAAUAAGCGGUAUCUACACGAGCACCGGAUUUCUGGCCCAGUUCAGCUUCCAUACAUCGACCGUUACGGACCACACCAACCAGUCAGGAUCAGAUGAUUACUUAGAAAACGUAGCAGAUUGUAACCAAAUCAUUGAAGAAAAGAUUGUGAAAAUACAAUCACCAGGUUACCCAGAAUCCUACCCGGCUAACGCUAGAUGUGUCUACAUCAUACGAUCGCCAGUUGAUGAAACUGUCACUCUUACUUUUCAUAAGAUGGUUCUAGAAGAUUCGGAGAAUUGUGACUUGGACUACGUGAAAGUUAAAGAUGGAGAGACGGCAGUUCCAUUUACUCCGCGUUCUGUCGAUACACCGUUCAAUGAGACUCGCGAAUGUAUAUUUUUGAUGUUUUACAAGAAAAGAACAUCGUCUAACCACAUCCUAUUUUUUUAA